UGCAUUGUUCUGCUCAGUCAUUUGUUUACUUUCCCAGAUUGAGUACUGUCCCAUAAACAGACUGGAGCAAAUAACAACAGCAAAACAAAAUGGCUACUAAGUUUUCAGAGGAGGAUUUCUCCUGUCCUGUGUGCCAUGAUAUCUACAAGGAUCCUGUUGUCCUGCAAUGCAGUCACAGUAUGUGUAAAGUGUGUUUAGAGAAGUCCUGGGAAGCCAAAGGAUCCAGAGAAUGUCCUCUUUGUAGGAGGAGGUCGUCUAUACCUGAUCCACCCAGAAAUCUGGCCUUAAAGAACCUGUGUGAGACUCUCUUACAGGAGAAAAAUCCGAGUUCUUCACCAGCGUCUGAAACAGUCUGCAGUCUGCGCAGUGAGAAACUCUUCAGUCUGGAUGAUAAGCACUCGGUGUGUGUGAUAAAUCAGGAUUCAGGAAAACACAAUGAGCACAAAAUCUGCCCCACUAAUGAGACAGUAACUGACUGUAAGGAGGAGCUCAAAACUGCACUGAAGCUCCUACAGGAGAAACUGAAGAUCUUUAAAGACUGUAAUCUGAACUGGAGUCGGACUGCAGAACAUAUAAAGAUUCAGGCCCAACACACAGAGCGGCAGAUUAAGGAGGAGUUUGAGAAGUUUCACCAGUUUCUACGAGAUGAAGAGGCAGUCAGGAUCGCUGCACUGAGAGAUGAAGAGGAGCAGAAGAGUCAAAUGAUGAAGGAGAAGAUUGAGAAUCUGAGCAGAGACAUAUCGUCUCUUUUGGACACAAUCAGAGUCAUAGAAGAGGAGAUGAGAGCUGAAGACGUCUCUUUCUUACAAAACUAUGAAGCCACAGUGAAAAGAGCUCAGUGUACACUGCAGCAUCCAGAGGAGCUUUCAGGAGCACUGAUCCAUGUGGCAAAACAUCUGGCCAACCUGAAGUUCAGAGUCUGGGAGAAGAUGCAGGACAUUGUCCAAUACACACCUGUAACUCUGGACCCCAACACUGCUCAUUCUAAUCUCAUUGUAUCUGAUGAUCUGACCACUGUGAGACGCAAUGUUAAGAAACAGGAGCUUCCUGAUAAUCAAGAGAGAUUUGAUGAAUUUGAAUGUAUCCUGGGCUCUGAGGGCUUUAAUUCAGGGACACACUGCUGGGAUGUUGAAGUUGGAGGCUGUAAACAGUGGUCACUGGGUGUGAUGACAGAGUCUGCUCAGAAGAAGGGAGAUAUAUUUAACAGAAUUGGAAUCUGGUUUAUGUGGUGUAAGAACGGCAAACAUGCAGUAUGUUCUACACCACAUCCAACCACUCCCAUCUCAAUACCACAAGAACUCGAGAGGAUCAGAGUGCAGCUGGACUGGGAGAGAGGAAAGCUGUCAUUAUCUAACCCUAUUACUAACACAGACAUAUACACAUUCACACACACAUUCACUGAGAAAUUACUGCCAUUUUUAGCUAAUACAUAUAAAGAGAAUUCUCUGAAGAUCCUCCCACUUCAUUGCUCUGUAAGCGUGAAUCAGUUAGAGCUGGUUCAGAAAUAA
Messenger RNA from Ictalurus furcatus (blue catfish), 1508 nucleotides. Its product is annotated as E3 ubiquitin-protein ligase TRIM35-like. Bases 90 to 1508 code for a protein of 472 amino acids. The transcript is spliced from 7 exons. Gene Ontology annotation, molecular function: protein binding; metal ion binding. Lineage: Eukaryota; Metazoa; Chordata; Actinopteri; Siluriformes; Ictaluridae. The record is from RefSeq and is a predicted model, not a curated record.